Chaetomium strumarium is the source of this 1032-nucleotide messenger RNA. RefSeq lists its product as uncharacterized. The record is from RefSeq and is a predicted model, not a curated record. NCBI's taxonomy places the organism in Eukaryota, Fungi, Ascomycota, Sordariomycetes, Sordariales, Chaetomiaceae. The transcript has 3 exons. The coding region runs from base 1 to 1032 and encodes 343 amino acids.
AUGUCGCCCAGCGACGCUACUACGGCCCAGCUGAACCCGAAGCUGGACAACAACAAAGUCAUUGACCUGCAGCAACAACUGGACGAGGUGAAGCAUCAGCUCAAACUAGCCCAACAGAAGAAAACGUCUCUGGCCGAGACUCGUGUUCAGCAAGAUACCCGGAUUCGACUCUUAGAAGAAGACAUCCGACGGCGGUCGGCUAGAGUUGCGUCAUUGGAGGUUGAUAAGGAGGAGCUCUUAGCCCGGAUCAGGGCGCUCGAGGAUGAGCCACGAUGGCUGGCCAACGUAACUGCCGAAUUGCAGGCAGUGCAGUCCAAGGUGUCGGCGUUCUUCGCACGCAUGACCGACGUGGAGAUCCCUCCGCCGCGCUCCUGGUUCACUGCGUGGGCUGCGACGCUCGGGGACAUGCGGAGCCCCAAGAUAAAAGGUCUCGAGCUGCUAUGUCUGCACCUGUACGCGACACUGGGCGUCGGCUGGUGGGGUAACGAAGCUCUAGCUCUCCUAGACAUGCUCUGCAACGAGCUCAAGACGGCCACGCUCGUCCCCGUCGAGGGCCUCGUCAUGGUCUUGGGCAUAGGACUUCAGGUCGCACCGUCCCAUAGAGAGGAUAUCCUUCUGGUAUCUCUAUGGCAGCUGGCCAAGAUGCUCGAAGAGGUAUUCCCAGACAAAUCCCGGUUUGGCCAACUACGAAAGGCCAUAGACAGUGAGCUUCUAAGUAGCUCUCCCUGGUGCUCGAGGAUUACACAAGCCAUCACCGAUGGUACGAUACAAGGGCUCUGCUCUAGUCAGGAUGCCCAGUUCUACCAGACAUAUGGCCUCGGCGUCCUCAUUAGCCCGCGUAAGGAACUUUAUUUGGCGCUUGAUAUCUGGGGCCAGAGAAUGUGGAUGUUCAGUGAUCUUGAGGUGGAGUUCACGCUCUCCUUCUCGGGAGGCUCUAGUCUUACUAUCCCUGACUUCUCGAGGAAUCCAAUCAGGUGUGAGACGCGUUCGAUCCCCGCAUUCUGGUUCUAUGGUACCGCAGGCACGGGGUAG